Messenger RNA from Cariama cristata (Red-legged seriema), 921 nucleotides. RefSeq names its product fasciculation and elongation protein zeta 2 (zygin II) (gene FEZ2). Gene Ontology annotation, cellular component: cytoplasm; axon. The record is from RefSeq and is a predicted model, not a curated record. NCBI's taxonomy places the organism in Eukaryota, Metazoa, Chordata, Aves, Cariamiformes, Cariamidae.
AGAAGGAAAACAAAAACAAAAGCCAUUAGCAAAAAGCUAGAUUUCUACGGUGUAAACGGCGAGAAAUAUAUUAUCACUACAAAUAUGUUUACUGCGGAUCAGUUGCUGCUUGUUUUAAGGCUGCGGUUUUGUUCCUUUAUUCCUCUCUCCAGGAUUUGGAAUGCUUUGACUGAUAAUUAUGGUAACGUAAUGCCAGUUGACUGGAAAUCAUCCCACACCAGAGCUUUGCACUUGCCAACGCUGAAUCUUUCAGAAAAGGGGGUAAAUGAUAACUUGAACCUUGAUCUGUCAGAUGACGAAGAGCUGAGAGAACAGUUGGACAUGCAUUCUAUCAUUGUUUCCUGCAUCAAUGAUGAACCACUCUUCACAGCGGAGCAGGUGAUUGAAGAAAUAGAGGAAAUGAUGCAGGAAUCACCUGAUCCGGAAGAUGAUGAAACGCCCACCCAGUCAGAUCGGCUCUCCAUACUUUCCCAGGAAAUUCAGACACUCAAGAGAUCCAGUACAAACAACAGCUAUGAAGAGAGAGUAAAAAGAUUGUCUGUUGCUGAAUUAAAUGAACUGCUGGAAGAAAUUGAGACUGCCAUUAAGGAUUAUUCUGAGGAACUGGUACAGCAGUUGGCUCUACGAGAUGAGUUGGAGUUUGAAAAGGAAGUGAAGAACAGCUUCAUUUCUGUCCUCAUCGAAGUACAAAACAAACAGAGAGAACACAAAGAAACAGCAAAGAAGAAAAAGAAGCUGAAAAAUGGUAGUCCUCAGAAUGGCAAACAAGAAAGAGGUCAUAUGCCUGGAACACGCUUCAGCAUGGAAGGGAUCUCAAAUGUCAUACAGAAUGGCUUCCGCCACACGUUUGGAAACUCGGGUGGAGAGAAACAGGUGCUGGGCUAUCUUCUCUCUUUUCCUCAUUCUUUGCCUGCACUUUUG